Molecule: messenger RNA, 581 nt
Organism: Cotesia glomerata
Lineage: Eukaryota; Metazoa; Arthropoda; Insecta; Hymenoptera; Braconidae
Exons: 2
Coding region: 50-502 (150 amino acids)
Source: RefSeq, a predicted model, not a curated record
CUUCAAUUGUUCGAUUUAUAAGCAACCGUCAAUAAGGAAUAAAAUAAAAAUGUGUAAAUUAUUUUUAAUAUCGUUAAUUUUAACAUCAAGCCUGUCUUUGUCUUUUUCAACAAAUAAUUCUAAUUGUGAAGAAAAAAAAGAUUUAUACGAAUUAAAAUUGAGUGCAUUUGAUCCAGAUGUGAGUAAAUUCGUGCAAGAUGGCUGGGAAAAAUUAGUCGCUGAAAGAAAAACCAGAGGAGCAACCAAUAAAGGCGGAUAUUCUAUCGAUUGCGCAAGAGUUCAAGUUGCAGACACUGAAAGAAGAUACACUAUACUUGUUAACUAUGAAACUGAUUUGUUCGGAAAAAUGUUAAGUUGUAUAAUAUUUGUUAUGACGACUCAAACGGAACCUUUGCGUAUAAUUUGUAACCUAGAAAAUAUUGCAGACGAUUACCACCCGGCAGAACGCGAGCUACGUAAUCUGUUUAACUUCUUCUACAACAGCAAGCUGUACUGUUCUUGAGGAUAACUCUCGCUUUUUUAUAAAAAGGGUUGUAAUAAAUUUAUUUUAAUUUAUAAAUAAAAUUUUCAAAGAUUUAUAA